CUGAAGUCUAGGCUGAAGAUUCAGACAGCAAACUACCAGACUUAGGGAAGAAAUCUACUCUGCUUUCUCCUUAAUAUCAUUGGAGCAAACCAAGACAGGAACUUGACCUCAAGGAGACAGAUUCGGCCCAAUGUCUUCAAAGAAGUUGACACAUGAGCAAUUGGCAAAUUCUCUGCAAUAACUUCUUGAUGAAGAAUUGAAGAAGUUUAAGAGUAAACUCACCUAUGUUGAUUUGAAAAAAAAAUUUAAGAAUAUUCCCGGGGGAAAAUUAUGGAAGCUGAUACUAAAGAUCUUGCUCAAAUCCUACUCCAACAUUAUGUGUCAGAUUAUGCUGUAAAAGUUACCACAAAAAUCCUGAAAAAAAUUCAUCACAGAUGUACGACUGAGAUGCUUUUAGAGGAAAUCCUCAAAGCAAAAAGUGAAUAUAGAAAGAACAAGAAAGAUGAUGGUGAAACAGAUGAGGAUGAUGAUGAAACAGAUGAAGAGGAGGAUGAGGAUGAUGAAACUGAUGAAGAAGAAUCAAGUGAUGAUGAUGAGGAGGACAACAAUGACAAUGAUGAUAGUGAUUACAAUGAUGACAGUGAUGAUGACGAUGAUUAAAGGGAAAAAAAGUUU
Messenger RNA from Dama dama (fallow deer), 615 nucleotides. Its product is annotated as prothymosin alpha-B-like. The transcript is spliced from 3 exons. The record is from RefSeq and is a predicted model, not a curated record. The coding region runs from base 271 to 600 and encodes 109 amino acids. NCBI's taxonomy places the organism in Eukaryota, Metazoa, Chordata, Mammalia, Artiodactyla, Cervidae.